Lotus japonicus is the source of this 1468-nucleotide messenger RNA. Its product is annotated as phosphatidylinositol/phosphatidylcholine transfer protein SFH9-like. The coding region runs from base 209 to 1183 and encodes 324 amino acids. Lineage: Eukaryota; Viridiplantae; Streptophyta; Magnoliopsida; Fabales; Fabaceae. The record is from RefSeq and is a predicted model, not a curated record. The transcript is spliced from 11 exons.
UCUUGAAUCUCUGUUUUCUUCUUCUGACCGUUCAUCAUUGACUGACUGACUCAUUGACAAUUCACUCUUUUUUCUUUUAUUCAUUUUUAUAUAUAGCCUUACCUUCCCUUCCUUCAUCUCUUUCUCUCUCAGAGAUUCUCAUUUUCAACUUUCAACUGCAGAUGCAGCAACCAACACUGUGUCUCAACAACUCAACUCAGCAACCAAUAUGGAGCUUGCUUCCAUGGAUGCCAUCAACCACUUUCAGACAUUGAUGGACCAAGUUGAGGAGCCAUUGAAGACAACGUUUCAGAAUGUUCGUCAAGGACAUGUCACUGAAACUUUGAUACGGUUUCUAAAAGCAAGGGAGUGGGAUCUUUCCAAGGCCCAUAAAAUGUUGGUUGAUUGCUUACAAUGGAGAGUACAAAAUGAGAUUGACAAUAUAUUAUCUAAACCAAUUGUUCCUCCUGAUUUAUACAGAGCAAUACGUGAUUCACAGCUCAUAGGAUUGUCAGGGUAUACAAGAGAGGGUCUUCCUGUCUUUGCACUUGGUGUUGGGCAUAGCACAUUUGACAAAGCAUCUGUCCAUUAUUAUGUGCAGUCUCACAUUCAAAUUAAUGAAUAUCGUGAUCGUGUUAUCUUGCCUUCUGUAUCAAGGAAGCAUGGGCGACCUAUUACCAAUUGUGUUAAGAUUUUAGACAUGACUGGUCUGAAGCUGUCAGCUUUGAAUCAGAUUAAGUUGCUAACUAUUAUAUCAUCCAUUGAUGAUCUUAACUACCCUGAGAAGACACAUACUUAUUUCGUUGUUAAUGCUCCAUACAUAUUUUCAGCUUGUUGGAAGGUUGUGAAGCCUCUUUUACAAGAGAGGACGAGAAGAAAAAUGCAGGUCUUACCGGGUUGUGGACGGGAUGAGCUGCUGAAAAUCAUGGAUUACGCAUCUUUGCCACAUUUCUGUAAAAGAGAAGGCUCUGGAUCAUCCAAACAUAGAGAAGGUGGAAGUGAAAAUUGCUAUUCCUUGGAUCAUCCCUUCCACCAACAGCUGUACCAUUACAUCAAUCAGCAAGCCAGACUCCGUGAAGCUGUUGCACCCAUCAAGCAGGGAUCGUUUCAUGUAGAUUUUCCAGAACCUCCGGAUGAUGAUGCAGAGAUUUCUAAGACUAUAGAGUCAGAGUUGCACAAAUUUGUUAGCGGCAACGGUAACUAAUUCUGAUUUAGGAUUUUCAGUUGAGACCUCAAAAUCAAAGGUUUUUGCCAGUACUGCAAAUAUAUAUAUAUAUAUAUAUAUAUAUAUAUAUAUAUAUAUAUACUAUAGAAGGGCUAUUCAUCCAAAUCACUUCUAUCAGGAUUCAGCAGAAUUAGAAAGAGUUGUGUAUGUAUGUUAACAGAAAUUCAAUGGUAGUCUGCAUAAUGCGAGUCCCAGACUCCCAGCUUUGCAUUGUUCCAUAAUGCAGAGUCAAAUAUAAUAUUUUGCAUCAUGUUUCAUCUCAAA